AUGGUAGCAGUAGACUACCUGCACGAAAGAUGCGGGCUGAUCCACUCCCUGUCUCCAAAAAAAGCAAUAUCCUUCGCAUGGUUGUGCAUGUUAGAUGGAAUUAUUUGGCAAGGAUCCGCCCCCUGCCAUUCAUUGGCAUUGGAGUUGUCGAGUAAGCAUGGGGUUUCUACUCCAUGCAAUGUGAUUAGACAUCAGCCAUCAUCCUCUAUAAAGAGCAGUGAUUUGGACAGGAAUUCUUGUCGCGCCAAAUUCGAACACAUCCAUCUACUUGAUCGGUCCAAAUCUGUGAACCUCUCAUAUGAAGGCAGUGGGAAAAUGGCCACUUGUACUUCGCAGGCCAAAAUUUCAUCAGAUGUCGGCAAACCUCGGGAACCUGGAAGAAAGAGCAUAGGAGCGAAUGCAGGCGUGCGACGGCUGGGGCUUCAUUAG
This is a messenger RNA of Aspergillus niger, 429 nucleotides long. RefSeq lists its product as uncharacterized. The transcript has a single exon. Bases 1 to 429 code for a protein of 142 amino acids. NCBI's taxonomy places the organism in Eukaryota, Fungi, Ascomycota, Eurotiomycetes, Eurotiales, Aspergillaceae. The record is from RefSeq and is a predicted model, not a curated record.